AUGGCUACAGUUUAUUUUAAAAUCAUAUUGGUAAGAAAAUUCGCAAUUUCAGCGGUAGAAGCAAAGGACAGCGAAGUUCUCAAAGACACAGUGGCAACAAUAUCUUGUGUAGUGAAAGGCCUGACAAAGCAAUUGGGGGCAGUAACAUGGGAGAAACCUAGUCUGGGUGGUGCUAUAACUGACGAUAUUGAAGGUUAUCUGAUUGACAUUGGAACUUACGAACCUACCACCAACAGUCAAACUACAAUUCUGACCGUACCUGCUGGUGAAAACACGGCUGAUGCUGUUUACACAUGUGUCAUACAACCUGACGAGCAUGGUAAAACAUCAGCGUCUCCACAAAAGACUGAUGUCAACUCGAACGUUUUCAUGCUACCUACAAUGGAUACUGUGUACUACAGCCCCACUAGUAUAGAGGUGACAGUGGAAGGACGUUAUGAGCCACAAAUAAUUUGGUUCAUUGGAGGACAGGCGUACAGCUCUCAAGAUAAUCCCCAUUUGACCCCAACAAUUUCAUCGGUAUGGUCUGGGUCCAAAAAGACCUUUAAUCUGGCGUUCGAUAUGAGUGGGUUUGAAAUAUCUAUGUCGCCGUUCACAGUUCGAGGAACAGUGUCUUUCGGAGACGCCACUGAUUCAACCUUCGACACGGUUACAACCAACAUCUACAAGAGAGAGUUUGUUGAGAGCCUUCCAGCCUCAACAACAUUCCGCAACGCUGACAUCCCGAAAGAAUUUGUAUGCUCUGCUUUGGGCGAAGACAAGGGAUUACUUACGUUGUCUUGGAAAGUAGGAGAUGUACUAGUAGAUGAUGAGGUAGAGCACGUGACCCUAACAGAUGAGUCAGACAGCAGCUCCACCACCACCAAGAUCAGCAAGUUGACAAUAACAACCAACAAACCAACUUUCAACACUCAGUUCAAAUGUAUCGCUACCUGGAGUGGUGUAAAUGGAAAGUCGAUCGAGUCGGCGUCUGACGUUAACGCUGUUGGAGUAGCUGUGGGUGAGAACACGUUCAGCACCGGUUCCUCUGGAGACGGAGUGAUAAGUUGUGUGGUGUGGGGUGAUUCACCCCCACAUUCUGUCACGUGGUCUAACGAAAGGGAGGAUGCUAUCACCAACCAACCUGAUGAGACAGAAAUCGCAGACAGUAUAACAGAAGGCAUUACUUACACCCACACGCUCACUGUUAAGAAGAUGACGUUUGGGGAUCAAGGAAAGUACACCUGCUCAGUUGUGUUUGUGGAAAACGAAACCCCCGUUAAUGUCGUCACAACUCUUAACAAGCUUUCUGCAAGUUUCGAACCAGCAACACCAUAUUUCGUCCACGAGAAAACUGUCCAGUUCUCCUGCGUGUACAACGGUUUGGAUGACCCGCAGAAUAUCGAAUGGUUCAGGAGUUCAACAGACGAUGCUGAAAACCUAAUCAGCAACAGUGAUGCUAAGUACACCAUUACCACUGGCAACUUCAAAGAGGCCUUCAGUACGAAGACUAGCAUUAUCACUGUAGAGAAUGUUGAAGUUACUGACAGUGGCGACUACACCUGCAAAUGGACCACCGAAACCUUCAAUCCUAAGUCAACAAUGGUAGUCUCUGUUCGAUUGCUGACCACUCUCUACAACGGUAUACAGCACUCUACAACGGUAUACAGCACUGACGGGUCAAUAAAGAUCACGUGCAACUACGAGGGUACAACGAGUGGCACCAUGGAGUGGUACUAUAAUAGCCAGAAACUGGAAGAUGCUGCUGAUGAUGCCAUCGCCAUCAACCCUCGUUCCCUGCAGAGCAAUGCUCAGCAGUACACUUUGACAAUUACUGACGUUACUCCUCCUGAAAAUACGGGGUCUUACAGCUGUGUUCUGUCGUUCACAGACGGGGACAGUCUGCGAGCAAGCACGGAGGUUGUGGUGCGAAAAUCAUCCUCAGUCGACAGAGCGGGCACUGCUGAAUCCACCAUAGUUGUAACUGGUGAUGACCUUUCUGCCAGAUGCCUUAUGGAAGGUGACAAGGUUCCCUCUGGAGUGACAUGGACUAAAGGUGGCGAUAAUAUCGUGUUCGAUGGAUCCGUUAAGAUAGAAAACACGAAUACCAAACAACUGGAAAGCAGCAUAAAGUUUUUCAGCAACAUAACUAUAAAAAGCUUCGAUUUUGCUGACGAGGAUAGUUACAUCUGUAGCUUCAUUUUUGAGGACGGUAUUAAUGUUCAAUCAACAAUAGAGGUCGUGUCUGCUAAAAUUACCAACAAUGAAUGUGAGUUUGUAGACAUCCGAACCGACACCAGCAAUACCCUAACCUGUGCUUACCAUGGUAGUAGUGCUGCCACUGCUGUUUCCUUUACUCUACCAGACGACUCAGUUGUUGCUGGAGUAUUGGCUGAAUUCAGCGCUGGAGGGGAUGCCAGUACGGCAGGUUCCCAAACGGGUAGUUACGCUGUAUCUAGUGUGAGUGAAGCGUCCAGUGGUUCGUACAAGUGUACCUUCACUUUAACAGGAGGGAAGACUGUGGAGUUCAUUCAGAGACUAACUGCAAGGAAGGCUGUCAUCGAAUCAUCAGCUGGUCUAAAUGCAAAUCUCAUCGUACAGGAUUCUAUAACUCUGACUUGUACCGUUGCCUCUGGUGCACGGUCCUUAGACUGGUACAAGGGAGCGGUCAAGCUGAUCGAGGAGGAAGAUUACGAACGAAUAAAAGUGUCAGAAUCAGACGACUUGGUUUCCAAAAUAACUUUUGACAUCGCUGACGACAGCGCAGGGUCAUACAUGUGUCGUGCGGUUCAGUACGACGACUUCUGCCCUACCGAGGAAACUUUUGAUUCGGAACCAGUUGCGGUGUCAAUCAUAGCGGCAGCUCUGAUAACAAACCCUGCUAGUGCCACUGCUUAUGGUGGUGCAAGCCACGUGUUUGAAUGCGUGUUCCCUAAUCCAUUCGGAACUGAUAAUAACGAAAUCACGUGGUCUUUCAAAAGUGCUGGGGAUUCUGUUGCUAGGCCGAUGAUAGGAAAUGGAGAUGUGUACAAUGACCAAAGUGAGAGAGUAAUCGAUGGAACAAAGGCAUCUGACAGCUCGGUUGCAAAUAAAAUCUCAACCACCCUCACCAUCGGAAGUGUAAACUCGGACGCAGCAGGAGAGUAUAUCUGUUUCAUAAAGUGGGGAAGAAUAUUCAUCAAGUCCGCAGCCGCCACACUAACAGUUCGAGAAAUCUCUUCUCCACCCGAAACAACCAACGUGGCAAAGGGAGGAGAGGCUAAGUUCACUUGUAAAACUUCCGGUGACAGCGCAGCGUUAAUCACCUUCCACAAGACAAUUAGUGAUGAGUUAGUUGGUACAGUUGUUGUGACUGAAGCUACAUCUGGUGACAUUGUGAUUACCACUGGAAUAUUGACCAUUGCUGGUGUCACAGCUGCAGAUCACGGUAUUGAGUAUUAUUGCAAAGCAGCUUGGGGUGAAAACACAUUGAAAUCUUUAGAAUGCUGCUAG
Bolinopsis microptera is the source of this 3471-nucleotide messenger RNA. Its product is annotated as hemicentin-1-like. Gene Ontology annotation, cellular component: neuron projection. The coding region runs from base 1 to 3471 and encodes 1156 amino acids. Lineage: Eukaryota; Metazoa; Ctenophora; Tentaculata; Lobata; Bolinopsidae. The transcript has 12 exons. The record is from RefSeq and is a predicted model, not a curated record.